Messenger RNA from Xiphias gladius (swordfish), 2624 nucleotides. Its product is annotated as calcium-responsive transcription factor-like. Gene Ontology annotation, cellular component: nucleus. Bases 182 to 2062 code for a protein of 626 amino acids. Gene Ontology annotation, molecular function: DNA-binding transcription factor activity, RNA polymerase II-specific; RNA polymerase II cis-regulatory region sequence-specific DNA binding. Gene Ontology annotation, biological process: regulation of transcription by RNA polymerase II. The transcript has 16 exons. The record is from RefSeq and is a predicted model, not a curated record. Lineage: Eukaryota; Metazoa; Chordata; Actinopteri; Istiophoriformes; Xiphiidae.
CGCCGAGGGUCAACACGCUGGCGCACUGUGUGUUCGCUGUGUCACGGAGGGAGGAGACGACCGAAGACGAGGUUGAGGAGACUCGUUUCCAUCUUCUUGCUGAUAUAAGUUUCAGUGAUGUCAGGCAGAGCUGGAGGACCAGCAGAUUGAGUGGGAUCCCUCCAACUCCUGGGUUGUUACCAUGGAGACGGAGCUGGAUCCCUCUGACUCCAGGCUUGUUACCAUGGAGACGGUCGCUGAUAGAAACACAUGUCCUGGGCCUGAACAGUCUUCAGAUCCUGGGUCAGCUGAGUGGCCCCUCCCACCACCCACAGCCACUGUGACCACAGAAACAAAAGCUCCUCCUACUCCGCCUCCUGCUGGCCCCACCCCCUCCGCUCCAGCUGCUGACACCUGGCUGUCAUCACAGCUGGAGGCUGCGCCCCGAGAGCCAUGUCAGAAUCAGCUGAUCGUGGUGGAGCAGCGAGGUCAGAUGCUGCCCUGUGAGCGUAUGGUGAUUGUUACAGGCAGAUCAGAGGGCAGAGAGGUGUUUGUCAUCCCGUCCAAUCAGCGGGCUGUGAUCUCCUCCAGCAGUCCAGCUGGUCCUGUUGUUGGCAUCCCAGUAACCACGGUAACAGACAACACCACCAACAGCGGUCGACCUCGCAGUGAAGAGACGACAGCCGCCAGCCGUCUGGAUGUUUCUGCUCGUAUGAAGACGCUGCCCUCCAGCGCCCCCAGCUGGGCUCUGAGACUACGCAGCAUGCAGAAGUUGGGAGAUUCCUACAGAGGUUUUUGCUGUUCGGAAGCAGAAAUGGAGGCUGUAUUGUUGCUCCAUAAGCAGCAGACCUGUUGUGUUUUUGGGACUCGUCAGUCUCCGUCUUUGGACAAACCAGCAUCCAGACUCAUGUGGAAGUCUCAGUACGUCCCCUACGAUGGCAUCCCAUUCGUCAACACAGGCAGCAGGGCAAUCGUGAUGGAGUGUCAGUUCGGACCUCGCAGGAAAGGACUGCAGCCGAAGAAGAACUGUGAACUCACAGAUGAGGUUACAUACAAAGCUACCUGUCCUGCCAGGAUCUAUAUAAAGAAAGUUCGUAAGUUUCCGGAGUUCAGAGUUCCUACAGAGUCGACAGCAGACAGGAAGACAGUGAGACAGGAACAGGAGAAGGCCUUUCAGUGUCUGAAGAACCAGAACCUGGAGACAGGAGGGGUCAUCAGGUUUUACCUCCAGCUCCCCACAGAGAAAGCUCACCUUUAUCAUACUGUGGACGCACCCCUCAUCCCCCCUCCUCCCCUUGACCUCCCCCCUUCCACCAGCCGGUCUGAGGAAGAGGAGGAGGAGACAACGGAGGAGACAGUACAGCAGGAUGAACUGAUCCCGUCUCGUCUCCACCCGCGGGUGGCAGAGAGGAUCAGACACCUGGUGGCUGCAGGUCAUCAUCAGGUCUACACUGUCCGCAAACAGCUCAGGCGUUUUGUAGAGAAAGAGCUGUUUAAUUGUGAGGGACUUCCAGAGAGACACAACCUGAGAUUCUUCCCCACUAUCAACGACAUCAAGAACCACAUCCACGAGUCCCAGAAAGCCCUGGGACUGACUGCCAGCAAAACAGAGUGGACAGAAGACAGUACUGAGCCUCUGAUGGAGACUGUCACACUGACACUGACUCCUGCUGCUGAAGAUGUGGAUGGCAGUGACUCUUUGUCUUCUGAAGCUGUACAGCUCUUCAGUUCUCUCUCCUCUCUGCAGCCGAAGAUCUUCGCUCAGCUGCAGCCUCUCCCUCCUCCUCUUCUCUCGCCCUCCCUGCCACUAGUCGUCAGUCCCUCCUCCUUCUUCCAGACUCCUGCAGGGGAGUCAGCAGGGGCAUCGGGCUCAGAGGAAAAGCUCGAUGAGGGGCAGCAGGUUGGUGGAGGAACCCAGCAGGUGGUUCUACAGAAUGAGGAGAAGGUCGAGCUGCAGAUCAUCGAUGCUACUGACAACAGAGAGGAGGCUCUGAUGGAUGCAAACAUGCUUCAUGUGGAGGUGAAAGAAGACAAAGAGGCGGUGGAGACGAAAGAGAUGGAGGACUCAACUGUUUCAUGUUGAAUCGGCAGCAUUCUAAUUCCAAUUGCUUUUACUUUGGUGGAACAUUAUGGAAUGGAUUUUGUCCUUAGAGCUGCUGCAGGGCUUUUAUUGUGACACAUCUGUGCAGGAAGUGUGAUUUUUAUUGAUGGUAACUUAUCAAUGAUUGAAAAAUCAGCAAAGUUGAAGCAUUUAGAAAUUAUUAGUGAAUGAAAACUGAAUUUCUGUUAGAAAAACAGGGUAAAAGCGUGGUUCUCUCUGCACGGUCUUAUAGUCUAAACGUUAUCUGGAGUUUUAGUGCAUGCUGUCAUGUCAGUUUAAAGUUUAUGAUACAAGUUGUGUGUUCAGGAAAAGAGGGGAGAGUGGUUGUACAUUCGAAAACUGCAACUGUGAAUUUUGUUGAUGUAAAUAAUAUCCUGCAUUUUGUACAGUUUUAAUAUUUGCACUUUAACUUUAAGAUGGAAAAAGGGUUUGAAUACAUUGUUUUAUCAGCUAAUAUAUUUUUUUUAUCUUCGCAAAAGGCCUCCAAAACAACUUCAGUCGGUUGUGCAAUAAUUUCAAAUUUUUGUGAUUAUCAAUGAAAUGG